AUGUCUGCUUUCAAUGUCUUAGCAGUUGGUAUUGAUCUGGGGACCACCUAUUCCUGUGUUGGUGUCUUCCAGCAUGGGAAAGUUGAAAUUAUUGCCAAUGACCAAGGCAACAGGACAACACCUAGCUAUGUGGCCUUUACAGACACAGAGAGGCUGAUAGGUGACGCAGCCAAGAAUCAGGUUGCAAUGAACCCUACAAAUACGGUUUUUGAUGCCAAGCGAUUGAUUGGCCGGAGGUUUGAUGAUUCCGUUGUACAGUCAGACAUGAAACACUGGCCAUUUAUUGUAGUUGAUGACAACACUCGCCCAAAGGUUCAGGUUGAAUACAAGGGUGAGACAAAGUCCUUCUACCCCGAGGAGAUCUCCUCAAUGGUGCUGACAAAGAUGAAGGAGAUCGCCGAGGCUUAUCUUGGCAAAACCGUCAACAAUGCUGUAAUUACGGUGCCCGCGUACUUUAAUGAUUCCCAGCGCCAGGCCACAAAGGAUGCGGGAACAAUCUCUGGUCUUAAUGUAUUGCGGAUUAUCAAUGAGCCAACAGCAGCUGCUAUAGCAUAUGGAUUGGACAAAAAAGUUGGCGCAGAGAGGAACGUGCUUAUAUUUGAUCUGGGUGGCGGUACCUUUGAUGUGUCCAUUUUGACCAUCGAAGACGGGAUCUUUGAGGUCAAGUCCACUGCUGGCGACACCCAUCUGGGUGGAGAAGAUUUCGACAACCGCAUGGUCAACCACUUCAUUGCAGAGUUUAAGCGCAAGUACAAGAAAGACAUCAGCGACAACAAAAGAGCCGUCCGGCGUCUUCGCACAGCAUGCGAGCGUGCAAAGCGCACAUUGUCUUCCAGCACUCAGGCAAGCAUCGAAAUCGACUCCCUGUACGAGGGAGUCGAUUUCUACACCUCAAUCACGAGAGCUCGCUUCGAAGAGCUCAAUGCAGACCUCUUCCGCGGCACCUUGGACCCAGUGGAGAAAUCGCUGCGUGAUGCCAAGAUGGACAAAGGGCUGAUUCAUGACAUUGUCUUGGUUGGGGGCUCCACUCGCAUCCCCAAGAUCCAAAAACUGCUUCAGGACUUCUUCAAUGGCAAAGAGCUGAACAAGAGCAUCAAUCCAGAUGAAGCAGUUGCCUAUGGUGCUGCUGUCCAGGCCGCCAUUCUGUCUGGUGACAAGUCUGAGAAUGUCCAGGACCUGCUCCUUCUUGAUGUUACUCCUUUAUCGCUGGGUAUUGAAACGGCAGGUGGUGUCAUGACUGUCUUGAUCAAACGAAACACAACCAUUCCUACAAAGCAGACCCAGACCUUCACCACAUACUCUGAUAACCAGCCAGGAGUGCUCAUUCAGGUAUAUGAAGGUGAGCGUGCAAUGACCAAGGACAAUAACUUGCUGGGCAAGUUUGAGCUGACAGGCAUUCCUCCAGCACCCCGUGGAGUUCCUCAGAUUGAAGUUACAUUUGACAUCGAUGCAAACGGCAUCAUGAAUGUCUCAGCAGUUGACAAGAGCACUGGAAAGGAGAAUAAGAUCACGAUCACCAAUGACAAGGGACGCCUGAGCAAGGAUGAUAUUGAACGCAUGGUCCGGGAGGCUGAGAAGUACAAAGAAGAGGACGAUGUCCAACGUGACAAGGUGUCUGCUAAGAAUGGUUUGGAAUCCUAUGCUUUCAACAUGAAAUCAACAGUGGAGGAUGAAAAGCUUUCUGGCAAAAUCAGUGAUGAAGACAAAAAGAAUAUCUUGGACAAAUGCAAUGAGGUCAUCAGCUGGCUUGACAAGAACCAGACUGCCGAGAAAGACGAAUAUGAACACCAGCAGAAGGAGCUGGAAAAGGUAUGCAACCCAAUCAUCACAAAGCUGUACCAAAGUGCUGGAGGCAUGCCAGGGGGGAUGCCAGAAGGUAUGCCUGGUGGAUUCCCUGGUGCUGGUGGGGCCGCUCCUGGUGGGGGAUCCUCUGGCCCUACCAUCGAGGAAGUUGACUAA
Molecule: messenger RNA, 1959 nt
Organism: Nerophis lumbriciformis (worm pipefish)
Lineage: Eukaryota; Metazoa; Chordata; Actinopteri; Syngnathiformes; Syngnathidae
Source: RefSeq, a predicted model, not a curated record